Molecule: messenger RNA, 1623 nt
Organism: Eruca vesicaria subsp. sativa (arugula)
Lineage: Eukaryota; Viridiplantae; Streptophyta; Magnoliopsida; Brassicales; Brassicaceae
Source: the annotation of a GenBank genome assembly
GUCGAUCUCCAUUGUUCUCUUUUCAAGGGAGCUAGAAAGGAGAACCUCUAAUUUAGAUUGGUUAAAAAGAACAAAUAAAAUGGAAGAAAAUCUUCCUCCGGGGUUCAGAUUUCAUCCUACAGACGAAGAGCUCAUAACGCAUUAUCUUUGUCGGAAAGUCUCCGAUACUGGAUUCACCGGUAAAGCUGUCGUCGACGUUGAUUUAAACAAGUGUGAACCUUGGGAUUUACCAGCCAAGGCUUCAAUGGGAGAGAAAGAGUGGUACUUCUUCAGCCUAAGAGACCGGAAAUACCCAACCGGUUUAAGGACAAACCGAGCAACUGAAGCCGGUUACUGGAAAACAACCGGUAAAGAUAAAGAGAUAUACCGAAGUGGAGUGCUGGUUGGGAUGAAGAAAACCUUAGUUUUCUACAAAGGAAGAGCUCCAAAGGGUGAGAAAAGCAAUUGGGUUAUGCAUGAGUAUAGGCUUGAGAAUAAACAACCCUUCACACCCGCUAAGGAGGAAUGGGUAGUGUGUAGGAUUUUCCAAAAGAGCACAGCUAUAAAGAAACCACAAGAACAACAACCUCAAUCAUCUUUUGGAUCUCCAUGCGAUGCAAACUCAUCAAUGGCAAAUGAGUUUGAAGAUAUUGAGUUUCCGAAUCUCAAUUCAAACUCAUCAACCGUCGGUUACAAUCACAUUCAUGAUCAGUAUCCGCAAAACAGUGUUUACUCAGAAGAUAAUAUUACAACUGCGGCUGAUCUCAAUAUGAACAUGAACAUGGCUAAUAAUAUUCCGUCUUGGACAACAAGUCUACUUGGUCCACCUUUAUCUCCAAUCAACUCUUUGUUGCUCAAGGCUUUCCAAAUGAGGAACUCUUAUAGUUUCCCAAAAGAGAUGAUCUCUAAUAUCAAUCCUUCUUCUCUUAUUCAACAAGGAGUCUCCAGUAUUAUGCAAAAUGGUUCAAGUUCGUCUCAGCCACAACCGCAAGAGGAAGCGUUUAAUAUGGACUCCAUAUGGUGAAAGCAUUUAAACGGUCAAAUCACGUAGUAUAUUUGAAUUUUCUAACUUGCUGUUAUGUAAACUCCAUCAAAAUCUCAACUGUACCAUUACAUAUACACAUAGAUCUCAACUUAUACAUAUGAGGUCAAGUAAAUUAAUCAGUGCAUCCAUCUUUUAUGUGAAAGUACGGAAAGUUUGUAAUAGUUAUGUCUCCGUCCUUAUAUGUUACAAUAAGUUACUUGUUGCCAGACUUUAUGAUAAAAGACAGAUGAAUAUAUAUUUGUUAAAGACUUUUAAAUAGUGAACAAAUACAUUUGAUAAAAACAUACAGUUUCUGUAAACGAAAAAUAUAAAUUUGAUAAUCUUAGAUCUCUCCCCGCGAUAGGACUGAACUGCUUUUGUUACCUAGCACAAGUCGAUGAGAAUAAACUCUGCUCCUGAAUAUGAACUCUCCACUAUCUAUUCUUUUCUCCAGCAAAGGACAAAAUCAAUCUCUGUUUCAUAACUUCGGACAGAUACCGAGAUCACUCUCAGCUAUAACCUCCUGAGAUAAAACGAACUACGCCUUACCAGAAUUUCUCUGGUAAUUAUUUCCACGGUAAUAAAUAAGUGCAAACCCUUUAGGAACCUUUUCUAUUGCC